Messenger RNA from Carcharodon carcharias (great white shark), 3666 nucleotides. Its product is annotated as heparan sulfate glucosamine 3-O-sulfotransferase 3B1-like. The record is from RefSeq and is a predicted model, not a curated record. Lineage: Eukaryota; Metazoa; Chordata; Chondrichthyes; Lamniformes; Lamnidae. The transcript is spliced from 2 exons. Gene Ontology annotation, molecular function: [heparan sulfate]-glucosamine 3-sulfotransferase activity. Bases 267 to 1373 code for a protein of 368 amino acids.
GGAGCUUGGAGGAGACAGAGAGAUGGGGGGGUGUUAAAUCAAAACCUCUCCACACUCCCUUCGAAAUAUAAAUGGGGAAAAAGAGAGAGAGAAAGAGCUGAUGAUCCCAAUCGUAUGAAAAGGUCCCAGCCCUGUUGCAUGGAUAAGACUGAAAACAAGUUCUGAAGGCAAUUUAUUUUUUUCAAGGAGGACAGCAUUUUUAGAAAACAAAUUAAAAAGCAUGCUUCCAAAGUUUGGCCCCGUUUCUCUGAGCAGGAAGCCGACUCAUGGGAUGUUGUAGCUGGAGUGCCUGGUUUCACCUCGGCUUUUUGAAGAUUCAGACGAAGGCGCCGCUCUUCCUUACCAUGAUCAUAGUCCUCACCUAUUUUGUCUACUGUCUGACGGGCUACUGUGAGACCAUGCCGAGCUCCCUCCCCGUGUCCCCCCAGCGCCGCAGCCCCGCCGCCCAGCAGCCUGAGCUGCGAGAGAAGCCGGGGCGAUACCAGAGCGCUGAGCCGGAGCUGGAGCUGCCCGGGCUCCCUCUCCACCCCACUGCCCAGGAUCAAGCAGCAGCGGCCGGAGGUGCGACCUCCAAUAUCUCUGUCUUCAACAAUUUUGGGAGUAAAAAGUUCCCCCAGGCCGUCAUCAUCGGGGUGAAGAAAGGGGGCACCAGGGCACUGCUGGAGUUUUUACGCAUUCAUCCGGAUGUCAGAGCCGUGGGCGCUGAGCCGCAUUUCUUCGAUAGGAACUACGAGAGGGGACUGGACUGGUACAGAAACCUAAUGCCUCGGACUCUGGAAGGUCAGAUCACCAUGGAGAAAACCCCUAGUUAUUUUGUCACCAAGGAAGCCCCGAAGCGAAUCUUUUCCAUGUCAAAAGAUACCAAAUUGAUUGUGGUGGUCAGAAACCCUGUGACUAGGGCGAUUUCAGACUACACCCAAACCCUAUCCAAGAACCCGGACGUUCCAAGCUUUCAAAUGCUGACGUUUAAAAAUAUGAGCACAGGUCUCAUCGACACAUCAUGGAGUGCCAUCCGCAUUGGAAUUUAUGCCAAACACCUGGAAAACUGGCUUCAGUAUUUCCCCCUUUCCAAGAUUCUUUUUGUGAGUGGGGAGAGGCUCGUUAGUGAUCCAGCCGGCGAGAUGGGCCGCGUGCAGGAUUUUUUGGGACUUAAGAGAGUCAUUACUGACAAGCAUUUCUAUUUUAAUGAGACCAAGGGCUUCCCUUGCCUGAAGAAGCCUGAAGGCAGCAGCAGGCCUCGCUGCCUUGGUAAAUCAAAGGGAAGAACUCAUCCCAAAAUAGACAUGGAAGUUGUUCUCCGGCUCAGAGAGUUCUACAGGCCAUUUAAUCUGAAGUUCUACCAGAUGACGGGCCAUGACUUUGGCUGGGAGUAAAACACCAUAUAUCAAGCACAAAGCAACUGGUGAUUAGCUGCAUAUCAAGCAUCCAAGUUUGUUGAUUUUAACCUUUUUCUGAGUGCAGAAUUUCCUGGAAACUUGUAAAAUUCUGUCUUGUUUGCCGCAAUGUUGUGAACAUGUACUGAAUCUUCACUGGUCAAAACUCUUCUGCUGAACAUUAUAAAAGAGGGAUGCAAAGAUGACAAAUACAAGCAAAGGAAUUAUUCUCAUAAAAAUGAAAAAUCCUAAGUGCUGCCUUCAUACUUGGAUGGUAUUGGGAAUGAACUGCAAGACCAUAUCACUCCAGAAAUGUCCGACACUAGGAAUAAUCAUUAGCGGCUGUGAAAUUAAAAAUAAAUAAUAAUGCUAGGCUUUUUACUUUCUGCAGUGUUCUGGGCCCUUUAUUAGCAGUCACUGUGUUGUCCAAGGCGAGUAGCAUUUAUUUUGAAGCAUCUUAAAUUAAACACUGGCCCCAACAAACGAGCACUGUUGAAGGUCUUGAGAUCUGACCCUGAAUGGUAAAAUUGAUUUACCGUAAUCAACUGUUAAACUGCAAAACGUGUGUCGGGUCUGGAUUUACCAUUUGCUUGGUGUUUUAAAACAUUGUUCCUAUCCAUUUUCCAAUUUAAGAUUAAUCUAUCUAUUUAGUAGAGAUACCUUUUUUUCCUAUUUUAAUCCGUUUAAUAUUAAACAUGUUUUGCACCAAUGGUAUUUUCCGUUAUGAAAUCCUGGUGAAAGAGAUAAUGUUUAACAUAACAUCAAGCAAUGAAAACAUGUACAAAGUGUGCAGAAUGUGCCCCUGAGUAGAUCAAAUCCACUGUUCAGGGUUGGACACCUCAGACCCAUUUACUAGGCACUGUUAUGCAUUGUCCACUGGGAUAACUUUAGUUGCAGUUGUCUGGGUUGGGUAGUAGUGGUAUUUAAAGUCCAAAUUGAUUAUGAUUGUGCAACCUUAGAUUCAAGGGAUAAAAAUCACACCUGAUCCAAACUGACCCAGUUUUAACCACUAACUCUGCAGCUAAACUGCAUAUCUCGUUUUUAAAUGCUUCUGUUCAUAGAAUGAAAAAAAAAUCAUGUUAUCUAUUACUUCUGUACCUAUAGUCUUUAGAAUGGUAUCAUGUUUCUGGCUCUGCCCAUUGAAAGCUCAUUGGAACAGACUGGCAAGCAUUCAGAUAUCGUCCACUGAUGUUUGUUUGUUGGACCAGCAAAAGGCGAUUGUAUGCCGUUAAAUACUCUGAAAAAUUGAAUAGAGUUUGAACGUGUUAAUCCAAAUUUAAUUUGGUCCCCGUGGCCUAUAACCUACCUCUGUCCCAACCAAGUACAUGACCCGGUGUCAAAUUCAAUGUCCAAUGCCUGAGCAAGCAGUAGAAUAAUAAAGCAGCCUGAUCUUGCCUUGCAAGCUACCAAGUAAAGUCGCUUUACAUUAAGCAAUCGGGUUACUUAAGUAAAUAGUCCAUAAUACAACAAAGAUGAGCAAAAUUAUUUAAAGAACUAAUUUCCUGUAACUUUCUUUCACUAAUACAAAAUUGUAUUUUGUUUUUGGUUUAAAAAGUGCAAAAGUUGCCACAACUUAAUCUCCCUCCUUCCUAUAAUGGUGGGUAAGAUAAUGCACCACUGCUCUGGAUAUUGUUGCAUUUCCAGACUAAGACCAAUUUACUCCAGUGUCUGAAUCCAUCCCAAGCCCCAAGAAGAGCAAUUUCAGUUAACCGCAAGCUGUUCUUUCUUAAACUUAACUUGCUGCUUAGGAAGCAUUCUCUGUAUUUGCUCAAAGAACAGAAAGCAUAGAUGGUCAAAUCGGAAUCCUGUGAGAAGCCCAGUUUGUACACCUACUGCAAGUUUUCUCUUUUAGGUAAGAAGGUGGGUUCUGUCAUCACAUUUGGAUCAUCAUCAGAUAUGAAUAAAAGGUAUCUUCUUGGUAUUAAGUUUUUCAUUUUUAAAAACAAAUGCAAGCAUUUCAAAAUGGUUAGCUUUUCAAGUACCCUCCUUGUAAUUAGCAGGUUAAGCAAUCCACACAAUGAGGCCUCAUGAGUGAUAGCUUGGUAUUGCAUGCUACGGUCAAAUUAUAAUUACCCUGAGAAACUCAUUUAAUGAUGGAAAUUUUUCCUAUGUUUCAUUAUGUCACAAGCCAAUGGACAAAAAAAGCAAUCAUGAAAAUGCUGGCUUUUCCUCAUGGGUUUUAUACAUUAAACUGUUAACCGACAUUGAGACAGUUUACUGUUGUAUUCAUAAUGUAUGGUUGAGAAUAACUAAUAUAAUUUUGUUCAACUAAAGUCCAUGUAUUUUUUGCACC